Suillus discolor is the source of this 1335-nucleotide messenger RNA. RefSeq lists its product as uncharacterized. Lineage: Eukaryota; Fungi; Basidiomycota; Agaricomycetes; Boletales; Suillaceae. The coding region runs from base 1 to 1335 and encodes 444 amino acids. The record is from RefSeq and is a predicted model, not a curated record. The transcript is spliced from 5 exons.
AUGACUCGACCAACAUAUGCAGCCCUUCCAAAUGGCGUAUCACAAGGGCAGUUUUUGCCAUCAGCAGACAAGUUCAAUCUGGAAGUGACAGCGACUGAACUCAUGUUCAUUGAGCAUGCUCUAGUAGGGCGGGUGGACAAAAAAAUCAAGACACUGCCUUUGCUUAAUAGAGUGCAGUAUUUGCUGUCUCUGCCACCGUACUUAAUCUCUCAUGAAUCACCUUUGAUCGGAGAUAGCCGAGACCAAGUCCACCCUUCUUCUGACAGUGAAGUCGGCUCAUCCUCUGAAGAUGAAGUCUAUCCAUCCUACUCUUAUGCUGCCUGCUACAAGAUCCCGUCCUGCGCCACCAACUGCAACAAUAUAACAUCCUCCCCAGGCAGUGUCUUUCAUGAGAGCCUCAGCUUUGAUGAGGAAAUGAGUGAUUCCCAACAUACUGACCCAGUUGAUGAUUCGAUCCUUGAUGAUGAGAUGGGCUGUUAUGCAGAUGACAAUUAUGCAGAUGAAGACUAUGUAGCCGGUGCUCAAAAUAAUUGCUCUGAUGAUAACUAUGCUUAUGAAAACUAUACAGAUGAUGACUUCAAUGUUGAAGAAGAAGAAAUGCUCAAUGGUCACCAACGGCGAGUCACAUCUAGGAAACUUCAACAACUUCAUCAACACCCUUAUACUCCCAUUGGAACCGCCAUCAAUCCAAGAGUGGUAUUAUUUCAGCCAGACUGCCCUCGUAAUGGAAGACGCUUUCAUGCACCUCCAAGAUGGCAGGCACAAGCCACAUCUAUCACAUCCAACAGCUUCAUUACCAGUGAUGCUCUCAUUGCGGUGCUCGCAAGUGCUCGAGUAGACUCCGGGUCAUCUUCUUUGAAUGUUCGAUCAUGGGUUGCCAACAGUACUUCUUAUCUCAAGGAUCCAGGCGGUGUAGAUAGCACGCUGUCACUUGAUUUCCAUUCAGACAGCCAGCUCCAGUUUGGUCGCCAUGAUCACGUAUAUGCAGCUGGCUAUUCAGUGUCAAAGGCAUUCAUCAUCCAUGCGUCUACUGCCACAGAAAAGUAUAGUAUUUGCAGAAUUUACAAUGACCAGGUUGCAAAGCUGAAGAAUGCACCCUCGGAGCGUACUUUCCAACGUUGGAAUGAAAAUGGCUGCAAAUUCAUCAUACUGGCUGCGGGCGGUUCAUUCUUCCUUCUUGUUAUAAUAGCAGGUCUUGAGAUUCGAUGGAAAAUCACAACGAUCAGGUUUGAAGUCCUUCGCCAAGUGGCUAAGAUGUUGAGGCAGCCAGGGACCACCAGUGGCAAACCUGAGUCCAGUGGUCAGUCGCCUUUUGGUACUCUGUUCACACACUGA